CCCGCCAUAGUCUCUGCACUGGGGCUGAGCACCGGUGUUGCAGUAUCCCCGACAGGUGACAGCUUGUCACCACUGGCAGCAGCAGCAGCAGAGAUGUACAGGCCGCGGGAAAAACGACAAGGACGAGUUGGACAUGAGCGACUGCCGGCGGCUGAUCUCGGAGGGCAAGCGUGUGGUGGCCAGGGAAUGGUGCAACGCGUACCUGCGCACACAGACAGAGACACUCCUGUGGAUGGGAGUGUGUGAGGGGGGGACUGUCUGCCUACUGUGCAAGGACGCUGUGAAGGCAGGAGAGCUCGUUGACAGAGAACCAAGGGUGCUGCUGCCCAGCCACCGGACUCUCCGUCGCCACAGAGCGGCCCUUGUUGAUGAGCGGCGCCCGGAACGACAGCAGGAUCUUAUCGACGUCCGCGUGUUCGGCGUCGUCAUUCCCCGCACCCAUGCCGUCUUCCUGCUCGUCUCCAACGUUGUACGCCAGCUUGGCACAUGCCUUCGGAGAUUCUCGCAGGUCCGAGAGAGCGUCACACAGGACGGCACAUAAGCGCUCGAAGUCGCCCACUGACCAACACAGAACAGACGGGGGAUGUUCGUGUUCGUGUGGCGUGACGUGGCUGAAUGCUUCUCCGCUGACAUGAUAUGCGCGCGUCGAUGUUGGCACGACUCAGCUUGUCAACCUCGUGGAAGCUGUCCAUCGGGCGUCUCACGGCGAACACGAGCAGCUUCGCGAGGAAGGUCUCGAGCUUGCAGGAGGCGUCCUUCAAGGCCUCGUGCACACCCGGCAGCUCCGUCUCAACCUCUCUGGCCACCCGCUUGAGCACGGCCGCGUACGUGUGGGGGUUGAGGAACAAAUCGUGAAGGUUCUCCUGUACACACGGACACAGAAGAAACACAGGGAUGGGAUGGACGGACCGCCCAAGGGGGGAGCCUCAGGGAAGUGCAGUCCUUUUCUUCCACACACCUUGAGGCACAGGUAGUGUCUCAGCUCAGGGGCGUGUUCGUCCCCCUCUUCGCCGGCCUGUGUGGGGCUCUCAGGUUUGGUCUUCGCCAGAGGGGGACCUGGUGAGUCCAGCAGCUUCCGUGAGCGCAGAGGCGAGGACGGAGAGCGUGAGAGAGGGGCGCAGAAGUGCAAGGGCAUCUUCUCGAUGUGAGGAGGAAGGCACAUGGUCGUUUCGGCCCGCCUCGCCUUAUUUGCCGACGCG
Messenger RNA from Vitrella brassicaformis, 1199 nucleotides. NCBI's taxonomy places the organism in Eukaryota, Vitrellaceae. The record is from the annotation of a GenBank genome assembly.